Vespa crabro (European hornet) is the source of this 2626-nucleotide messenger RNA. It is a transcript of the gene Hsl, whose product is annotated as hormone-sensitive lipase. The transcript has 10 exons. Bases 377 to 2509 code for a protein of 710 amino acids. Gene Ontology annotation, biological process: cholesterol metabolic process; triglyceride catabolic process. The record is from RefSeq and is a predicted model, not a curated record. NCBI's taxonomy places the organism in Eukaryota, Metazoa, Arthropoda, Insecta, Hymenoptera, Vespidae. Gene Ontology annotation, molecular function: triacylglycerol lipase activity; sterol ester esterase activity. Gene Ontology annotation, cellular component: cytosol.
CACGAUUGCAUUUUACUGCAUGAUAUGGCAAAGUUAUAAGAAUAUGGUUGAUUUUAUACAAUAAUGAUUUGUAAAUGAGUUGUGAAUAUUUGUCAAUGUUUAUUAUUUAAAUAUAAAAAUGAAGAAAGAGUAAUAUUAUGAAAUAUAUCUUUUAAAUAAACUAUAAUAAAUUUAUUUAUUAAUUUUUAUACAGAUUUCAUUGUUUAUGGACUCAAGGAACUUUGAAUGGUGAAGUUGUCAUAUAAAUGGAAUUUCUUUAAAAUUAUGAAAAUCAAUGCGUAUACAAUAAUAGUAUUAUCCAGUCGAAGAGAUUCUUAAAAAAUCAUUCCUCGAUUACUUAUUAUAUUAAUCAUAAUACAGUUGACAACAAUUUCAAAUGUCUCUUGAUGAUGAUUUUGAAAGACCGUUUGAAGAAUUUGAACCUCUGCAAUGGGGAGCUCUACGAGAACUGUGCCACGCUAAUAAAGACUACUUUUCGACGCAUCAAGAUGAAAAUGGAUCAAGAAUCAGAGCUGGUCUUUUGGCAAUAUUGGAUCACUUAGAAAAGAUGCAACCUAUAUAUAAAGAAAUAUCAAGAAUCGCACCAAUGUUUGAUUUUGAUGAACAAACCCCAGGAAAUGGAUAUAGAAGCUUUUUAGUAUUAGUUGAUAGAUGUAUUAUGCACUCUGGUACGGUAUGCCGUCAAAUGUAUUGUCAAAAGGAUUCCUUCCUUUUUCGUAAAAGUUAUUAUAUGCGAGAAAUUGAGGCUUGCUCUCAGUUGUUAGCAUCUUUAUACACUUGUCUACAAUACUUGAAAACUCUUUACUCUUGGAGCGAUCGAAUGAAAGACGGAAAAUUAUCUUUGUUUUCUUCUAAUGAACAUACUCCACAAGAACUUUUAAAUCAGGCAGAGAAUAUAAAUCAAUAUUGUUUUUAUGGUAGAUGUUUAGGAUUUCAGUAUUGUGACAAUAUAAAACAUAUUUUAAAAACCUUAUCAGUUUGUUUGGCCUCAUUUAGUGAAGUUUAUUAUUCUAAUGGAACAUUAUUUGGACGAUGCGCUAAUUCUUUAAAAUAUAUAUUGGAUCCAGAAGCAAGAGCACGUCGUAUUGUUCACGUAUCUCAGCAUGCAGAUGUUUCAUUUUGUCAAGCUUUCUGGUUUUUGAGUGAAAAUGAAAUGCUAUGCAGUUCAGUAUCAAUGGUAGUACCAUUAAGUAUAAAUCAAGUGAUAUCUAUACCUCCUGAAGAAUUAACACUUGAUACACUUGAUGGUGGUAAAAUCUCUAUUCCAAUACCAAACAGUCAUAUAGGGAGAAAGCCAAUACAUGUCCGAUUACUUAGUGCUGUACGUCGUGUUGGAAUGGUCGGAUCUGCAGGUAUUGGAGGUGAAUUACUUGGUUUAUCCGAGAGUUUGAUUAUCCAUUCUCAUGGGGGAGGCUUUGUAGCACAAACUUCCCGUUCGCAUGAAGCCUAUUUACGAACAUGGGCAGUAAAAUUAGGUGUGCCUAUUUUAAGUAUAGAUUACAGUUUAGCACCAGAAGCACCAUUUCCUCGUGCUCUUGAAGAAAUAUUAUACGCUUACGCAUGGUCAUUGAAUCAUGCGAGUACACUGCUUGGAAGUACAGCACGAAAAGUACUUCUUAUUGAAAUGAAUAUAAGAAAACCAGAUGGUAUUUUUAUGGCAUAUACACCAGUAUUGGUAGAAUUUGUAACAUCACCAUCUCGGUUAUUAAGUCUAACUGACCUAUUGCUACCUUUUGGUUUUAUGAUGCGAUGCCUAAAAGCUUAUGCUGCAAUGGAUAAUAAAAAGACCUUAGGCCCUAAAGACAAAAAUCAAGGUAACAAUGAAGUGAUAGAAUCAGAAACUGAAUCAUUUGCAGAAGUUAGCGAGAGUGAUCUUAUAGCAUUAGCUCUUAGUCCUAAUGGAGACGAAACAAAUGAUGCACAUAAACUUGCCUCACUUCCAUCUGACUCUACAUUAAACUCUGUAAGCCUAACAGAUGUUGAUGGCAUAGAUCAUCCAAAGCAAGAAGUUAGAUCUCAAGAAUAUAUCAAAAAAUUUUUAGAAAUGUAUAGAAAUUCAAGCAUACGUACUUCAGUCCCUGUACUAAAUAAUUAUAAUGGUACAGAUGUCAACCCUCCAAGUAAUGGCAAAACAUGGUCACUUUUUGGAUGGCCACUUGGUGGAGAUAAAAGAGAAAUUAGAGAACUCGAUAUGACGGCACGAGCAAAAAGUCCUUUAGAAGAAUUUGUGUUCACAGUUCCGAAAGAUCCAUUAUUGAGUCCAUACCUUGCAUCAGAUGAUCUCUUAGCUCGUUUACCACCCACCAAAAUUUUAACGAUGGAACUGGAUCCUUGUCUUGAUGACUGUGUUAUGUUUGCAAGAAAACUAAAAUUGCUAGGAAAUGUAGUGACUCUUGAUAUAUUAUCUGGUUUGCCUCAUGGAUUUCUUAAUUUAGCACCAAUUUCAAAAGAAGCAUAUGAAGGUUCUGAACUUUGCAUUAAAAGGAUCCUGGAAUUAUUACAGUUGUAAUUUUAUAUAUACACACAUACACACACACACACACACACACAUAUAUAUAUAUAUAAAAUUAUACACAUGGUGUAUAUGCUAAAAAGCUUUGUUAAAAUGUGAUGGUCUGUAAAACUA